CCUCGACUCCAUUUGGAGGAGAAAAAAAAACAAAGAUCUUCAACAGCAGACUUCUCAGCGGUGAGAUUCAUGUCCAACAACAAGCAGUGCUGAAGAAAAGAGAACUGCUGGAUUCUUUAUGGAAAUACAUGGAUGUGAUUAUGGACUGUGAUUGAUUCCAGCAGAAGAGAUCGGCGUCUUCAGGACUCUGCGUGUACACGAGCAUUGAAAAAUGGAGAUUCCUGAUCAGGGGACAGAUCAUGUGACCUCACCCUCAAAAGACUGUAAACUACAGAGAGAGAAAUCACACUCACCAGUGCCCAGCUGUGUCUCCAUGAAGAGUGAUCGGUCUAUGGAUGAAACUUUGGUAUUAAGCACUGGAAUCUCCUCACCUGGACACAGUGUUCUACAGAAGGCAGGAGACAGAAGAGAGAAGAACAUCAUCACAGCUACAGGACACGACCCAGAAUCCACUGCUGCAGAUGAAUUCCAGAAGAAGUUCAAGUUCAAUCUGAUGAAGAAGUGUCAGUGUUUGAAUGGAUUGAUGCUAAAGCAGGAAAACCGAACACUCCUGAAUGAGAUCUACACAGAGCUCUACAUCACAGAGGGAGACAGUGGAGACGUCAAUAAAGAACAUGAGGUGAAACAGAUCGAGGCAGCAUCCAGGAGGAACCCAACUGAGGACACACCAAUCAAAUGCAGUGACAUCUUUAAACCCCUAUCUGAACAAGACAAAGCCACCAGGAGAAUUCUGAAAAAGCUCUUAUCUGAACAAGAUGAAGAAACCAUCAGGAACGUUCUGACAAAGGGAGUAGCUGGAAUUGGAAAAACAGUCUCUGUGCAGAAGUUUGUUCUGGACUGGGCUGAGGGGAAAACAAAUCAGGACGUCCACCUCAUAUUCCCACUUCCUUUCAGAGAGCUGAAUUUGAUGAAGGAGCAGAAACUGAGUCUGGUGGAGCUCCUUCAUGUGUUUUUUAAGGAGAUGAAAGAAAUAGACAUUUCCAGGUUGGAGAAGGUUUUGUUCAUUUUUGAUGGUUUGGAUGAGUGUCGUUUUCCUCUGGAUUUCCAGAAGACAGUGAGAGUGUGUGAUGUAACUGAAUCAGCACCAGUGCAUGUGCUGCUGAUAAACCUGAUCAAAGGGAACCUGCUUCCCUCUGCUCUCAUCUGGAUCACCUCCAGACCAGCAGCAGCUGAUCAAAUCUCUGAGUGUGUCCAUCGAGUCACAGAGGUACGAGGGUUCAAUGACCCUCAGAAGGAGGAGUACUUCAGGAAGAGGAUCAGUGAUCAGAACCUGGCCAAUAAGAUCAUCACACACCUGAAGUCAUUAAGAAGCCUCUACAUCAUGUGCCACAUCCCAGUGUUCUGCUGGAUUUCAGCUGCUGUUCUAGAGAGAAUGUUGGGUGAAGCAGAGAGUGGAGAGAUCCCCAAGACUCUGACUCAAAUGUACACACACUUCCUCAUCAUUCAGACCAACAUCAUAAGAGAGAAGUACCUACAGAAGCAGGAGAGCGAUGAAGAAAUGCUUCUCAAACUGGGGAAACUGGCUUUCCAGCAGCUGGAGAAACAAAACCUGAUCUUCUAUGAGGAAGACCUGAGAGAGUGUGACAUUGAUAUGACAGAAGCAGCAGUGUAUUCAGGUGUGUGUACGCAGAUCUUUAGAGAGGAGUUUGGGCUUCACCAGAGUAAAGUGUACUGCUUUGUUCAUCUGAGCAUUCAGGAACAUCUCGCAGCUCUGUAUGUGCACCUGAACUUCAUGAAAGAGCAGAGAAAAGUUCUUAAAUGGAAUCAGGUCUGGAGGAUACUAUUGGAUGUUCUUAAACAGAAUCAGGACUGUAGGACACUUUCAGAUGUUCACAGGAGUGCUGUAGAUCAGUCUUUAAAAAGUCAGACUGGACAUCUGGAUCUUUUCCUCCGCUUUCUUCUGGGUCUCUCACUCGAGUCCAAUCAGAAACUUCUACAUUCCUUUAUAACACAGACAGGAAGUAGCUCCCAUAACAAAGAGGAAACAGUUCAGUACAUCAAGAAGAAGAUCAGUGAAGAUCUUUCUACAGAGAAAUCCAUCAAUCUGUUCCACUGUCUGAAUGAACUGGGUGAUGAUUCUCUAGUGGAGGAAAUCCAGCAGUAUCUGAAAUCUGGAGCACAAGAUAAGAUUCUUGUGAGAGUGAUGCCUGUGAUUGCAGCAUCCAGAAAAGCAAUUAUCAGAUGCAGUGACAUUUUAGGGAGAAGUGGAGAAGCUCUGACCUCAGUGCUCAACUCAGAAACCUCCAGUCUGAGAGAACUGCAUCUGACUGUCAAUACACUGGAUCUGUCCUGGAAUAAACUGGAAGACUCAGGAGUGAAGCGUCUCUCUGCUCUACUGGAGAAUCCUGAGUGUAAAGUGAAAGGUCUGAGGUUGGGUGGUUGUGGAGUGUCAGAUGAAGGCUGUGCUGCUCUCGCUUCAGCUCUGAGAUCAAACCCCUCACACCUGAGAGAUCUGGAUCUGUCUUGGAAUAAAGUAGGAGACUCAGGAGUGAAGUUUCUCUCUGCUGUACUGGAGAAUCCUCACUGUAAACUGGAGAUACUGAGGUUGUGUGAUUGUGGAGUAUCAGAUGAAGGCUGUGCUGCUCUCGCUUCAGCUCUGAGAUCAAACCCCUCACACCUGAGAGAUCUGAAUCUGUCUGGGAAUAAAGUAGGAGACUCAGGAGUGAAGUGUCUCUCUGCUGUACUGGAGAAUCCUCACUGUAAACUGGAGAUACUGAGGUUGUAUAAUUGUGGAGUAUCAGAUGAAGGCUGUGCUGCUCUCGCUUCAGCUCUGAGAUCAAACCCCUCACACCUGAGAGAUCUGGAUCUGGAUGGGAAUAAAGUAGGAGACUCCGGAGUGAAGUUUCUCUCUGCUGUACUGGAGAAUUCUCACUGUAAACUGGAGAAACUGUGGUUGUAUAAUUGUGGAGUAUCAGAUGAAGGCUGUGCUGCUCUCGCUUCAGCUCUGAGAUCAAACCCCUCACACCUGAGAGAUCUGGAUCUGGAUGGGAAUAAAGUAGGAGACUCCGGAGUGAAGUUUCUCUCUGCUGUACUGGAGAAUUCUCACUGUAAACUGGAGAAACUGUGGUUGGUGUAUUGUGGAGUAUCAGAUGAAGGCUGUGCUGCUCUCGCUUCAGCUCUGAGAUCAAACCCCUCACACCUAAAAGAACUGGAUCUGUCUAGGAAUAAUGUAGGAGACUCAGGAGUGAAGUGUCUCUCUGCUGUACUGGAGAAUCCUCACUGUAAACUGGAGAUACUGAGGUUGGAGCAGUGUGGAGUAUCAGAUGAAGGCUGUGCUGCUCUCGCUACAGCUCUGAGAUCAAACCCCUCACACCUGAGAGAUCUGGAUCUGACUGAGAAUAAAGUAGGAGACUUAGGAGUGAAGUUUCUCUCUGCUGUACUGGAGAAUCCUCACUGUUACACUCUUAAUGUCACAACAGACAUUGCCAGUUCUCUAACAGCUCUGGAGAUAGAGACAGUGGACCUCCAGUGUUUGGAGGCCACAGGAAAUCGAGAGCAUAUUGAAGCCCUCAAAACCAAAAAAAGCCAAAAUGAACGACCUAUUGGACACUGCAGUACAGGGGCACUGGUUCACUCACGCUUUAAAAGUGUCACUGAGAUGGCUGCUCCUUCUAAGUUCUUCUUCAGUUUAGAGCAAAUGAAUGAACAGAAAAGAUUUAUGCAUGCUGUGCAAACAGAAUCAGGGGAUCUCGUGUUAGAGCCUUCUGAGAUUCGCCAGCAGACUGUCAGCUUCAAUUCAAAGCUGUAUAGCAGCGAAAGGUCAGGGUCACAGGAGGUGGUAAAGACCUUCCUUAAAGACCUGCCUAAGCUCACAGAGUCAGUGGCCAAAGAGUUGGACAAGGAGCUGUCACUGUCUGAGCUUUAA
Messenger RNA from Silurus meridionalis, 3865 nucleotides. Its product is annotated as NACHT, LRR and PYD domains-containing protein 12-like. Gene Ontology annotation, molecular function: protein binding. Lineage: Eukaryota; Metazoa; Chordata; Actinopteri; Siluriformes; Siluridae. The record is from RefSeq and is a predicted model, not a curated record.